GACAUUGACGUUUUCAUACAUCACCUUUUCGCUCGACAUCAGUCAUUUAUUCUCUUACGACGAAAUAGAGGAAAACUUUUGUUGGCUGAUAUCGGAAUUUUCAAUUCAUUAAAAUGGGUUCACCACUGUUCUCGAUUGCAACACUGAAAAAGCAUCCAGCUUUGAUUCCACUCGUUGUCAUCAUUGGAAUUGGAGGCGGCCUCGCAGGUGGUAUUUUGUGGCGUUUGGCAACCCAAAGCCCCGAUGUUACAUGGAAUCGAUCGGGCAAUCCAGAACCAUGGGAGAAAUACCGUAACAAACAGUACAAGUUCUAUUCACCAAAUAUAGAUUAUUCAAAAUUGGAAUGCCCUGCCCCAGACUACCGAAAGGGUGUUGAAGAAAGCAAAUAAAUCCAACACAACAUUUGUCAUAGAGUAAACUUAAUUUCACCGAAUUGAAAUAAAAUGAGAAAAGAAAAUCUUUAGUAGAGCA
Molecule: messenger RNA, 471 nt
Organism: Sitodiplosis mosellana (orange wheat blossom midge)
Lineage: Eukaryota; Metazoa; Arthropoda; Insecta; Diptera; Cecidomyiidae
Gene: ND-MLRQ
Product: cytochrome c oxidase subunit NDUFA4
Exons: 3
Coding region: 114-389 (91 amino acids)
Source: RefSeq, a predicted model, not a curated record